CACAGCAUCAAGCGCUUAAUUUUCUUUUAAGUUUGGCACUUUCAUAAUAUGAAAGGGUUUCUUUAUCCUUUUUGAUUGCGUAUUCUCGUGCAUAAUGCAAGUUUUCCUCUUACCUACCUGUUUAAGAUAAUAGCCUUGGUAAACAAAUUUAUGUCAGGAACCCUUUCGUAUCUCGCGCUCGCACCCUCAGCGUCUAUUUAAACAACAAACUUCGCGGUCGCAUCUCAUUCAACGAUACACACUCGGAACAAUUAGUUCAAAUCAAUCGCGUCUCGAUAACACACGUGCUGUGAAGUGAUCAAAAUGUUCAACAAAAGUAUGUCUCUCAUGGUGCAGACCAUAUUGGUCUUGAUGGAGAAACAGAAUUCUACUGGAGUUCAGAUUAGUGUUAAUGAUGAUAUGGAUUUGGAGCGAUGCUACGAAUCAUUCGGGUGCUUUUCGAAGGCGUAUCCCUGGACGGAACAUCGGCCUGACAACUACUUCCCAGAGUCUCCUCAAUCCAUGCGCAUAAGAUAUCCAGUGUUUACCAGACGGAACAGGAAGAUACCAGUGUUACUAGAAGCUGACAACGUUGAAAAAGUUCGAAACGCGAAUCUGGACCCGAGAGGACCUUUCUAUCUGAUCUCCCACGGGUUUUUGGAAGGCGGGGAUAAGAAAUGGAUCCAAAACAUGGCGGACGCUUUACUGAAUCUAGAAGGCAACGAUGCGGCAACAGUACUCGUGGUAGACUGGCGUGGAGGCUCCCAGCCGCCUUACGGACAAGCUGUUGCCAACAUCAGGCUCAUUGGCGCCAUGACAGCUCAUCUCGUCAAAGACAUUAAGGAAGUGUUGGGGCUGCAGAAUUUGGACAACUUCCACUUCAUCGGACAUUCUCUAGGUGCGCAUUUGGGCGGUUACUGCGGGCACGCUUUACAAAAGAAAUUCAACUUGAAACUAGGAAGAAUAACAGGCUUGGAUCCCGCUGCGCCAUACUUCAGUAAGACCGUGACGCUGGUGCGACUAGACCGGUCGGACGCCAAGUACGUGGACAUCAUACACAGUAACGCCAUGCCGUUGUAUUAUGCAGGUUUGGGUAUGUCCGAGGCAAUAGGCCACGUGGACUUCUACCCGAACGGCGGCGUCAUCCAGCCGGGCUGCAAGAAGGUCGACAACCACGUCACCACCCUCAACGACGACAUGUACAAGUGGAUGGUCAAGUCCGUGGGCUGCAACCACGAGAGGAGCUACGAGUUCUUCACUGAGAGCAUCUCGCCGUCUUGCCCGUUUAUGUUCAUACAGUGCGAGUCCUAUGAGGCAUUCGUGGCCGGGAACUGUACAUCAUGCAGUCAGACACACCUCUGUAUCCCGAUGGGAUACCAUUCGUACAAGGCGUACAAGGAACUGCUGGAUCGAGGGCUUGUGGACACCAUUUCGAACGUCGCGCUGUACGGGAAAACUGGAAGCAAGAAACCAUACUGCAGAGUGCAUUACGAAGUGGUGCUGAAGGUGUCCAACUCGACGGCUAGCAGAACGCACGGACCUGAUGUGGGAAGAGUGCAGAUCACUCUCAUAGACAGAAAUAACAACAAGAGCAAUCACAAGUUCUUGGACGAGGAACAGAAAUACUACAAACCCGGGGACAUAGAUAAACAGAUGGUGGCGGUGAGGGACACCGGCCUGCCGCCGCUGUCGGUGAUGGUGGAGUGGAAGUACGAGACCAACCUGUUCAACCCCAUCACGUGGCGGCUGCUCAAAUCCCCGAGCGUCUACGUCGAGUACCUUAAGCUGUCUUCCAUUGAAUACAAUACUGAUAUCACCGUGUGUCCAAAAAUGAAUAAACCAGUGGUUGCAAACCUUCCUUCAGUGAUGAAGACUAAAUAUUGCAGAUUUUAAGCUGUCACACAGCUUUGAAUAUUACAAUUAAAGAUCUCACUCAUAAGGUGCAGUUCUAUGAAAAUUCUCAUACUUAUUUAGAACAACAUCAGCUAAUUAAAGCUCGGCCAAAGGGACAUGUCACAAUAAUUUUAUUUAUCCCAUAAAUAUGGCGAAAAAAAUAAGGUAAAUUUCAAGCAUAGUCUUCUAAUGGUAAUUCUAAUUACUGCCAGGUAAAGAUUUUUUUAAAUUUCCUAACGAAUUUUUUGUGACAUGACUCGCUGACCAGCGCUUAUUUCAAUGUGAAUAAAAUUCAUGCAUUGGAUUAUUAUGUGUGAGCAUAAUUUUUAAUAAUUAUUGUUAUCUACAUGUUUAGCGUUAUUAAUCGGUUUUCAAUGCAAAAUCUAUACUGAAAGUAUUUAUAAAGUAUUUAUGGAUAAUUUUUAGAUUUUGUCUUUAAUUAGUCAUAGUCUAAUUAAUACCAUUAUUGAUAAUUAAUUUACUUUACUAUUUUAUAUGAAUUAUGUCUAAGUCUUUUUAUUCUUUUACGUAAGAUUGUAAAUAUAAAAAAAUAACAUUAUAUAUAGAACAUUAAGUAUACUUAUUUUAUGAAUAACAUAAUUUUAUGAACAGAAAAAAAGAUAUGUGAUUUAAAAAUAAAGUACUAAAUAAAGAAUUUUAUUUUAGAAUGCAUAAAAAAUC
Molecule: messenger RNA, 2553 nt
Organism: Cydia pomonella (codling moth)
Lineage: Eukaryota; Metazoa; Arthropoda; Insecta; Lepidoptera; Tortricidae
Product: pancreatic lipase-related protein 2
Exons: 11
Coding region: 304-1872 (522 amino acids)
Biological process (GO): lipid metabolic process
Molecular function (GO): triacylglycerol lipase activity
Source: RefSeq, a predicted model, not a curated record